GUGACAUUUUGUCACAUUAGUUGCACUUGUGUCCUUUUACCUAACAUAUUGUCGGUAAUUCUACCAACAUUAAGGCUAAAAAUUCGCAACAAGAAGCAGAAGAGCUGUCAGUGGCCCCAUAAACCCAACAAGAAGAAGAGCUGUCAGUGGCCCCAUAAACCCAACAAGAAGAAGAGCUGUCAAUGGCCCAUAAACCCAACAAGAAGAAGAGCUGUCAGUGGCCCCAUAAACCCAACAAGAAGAAGAGCUGUCAGUGGCCCCAUAAACCCAACAAGAAGAAGAGCUGUCAGUGGCCCCAUAAACCCAACAACAAGAAGAGCUGUCAGUGGCCCCAUAAACCCAACAACAAGAAGCAGCAGAGACAUAAAGGCUCAUGGUCACCGAGGCUACAGUAACCGCACCAAAGGUCAAGAUGAUGAAAGUUAAGAAAAACAAAAUGAAGAAAGCUAAGAAGAAGCUGAAGAAAGGAUUAGAGAAUGUAGGCUCAGAGAGUGAGGGAAACACCUUGGAUCUGAAUCAGAAGCUGUAUCCCCUAUCUCACUAUGUGUCAGAUCAAGAGGAACUUGUCAAUCACAUGUUCACAACGAUUCGAGGAUCCAAGCUGGAGGCGAUGCUUCCACCGAUACUCAGGAACAUUCCUGUUAAAGAACUGAAGAAGCUGUGCCUACACGAGUUGCGAGGAAUGAGCAAGAAGCGUAUUCUCUGUUGUAUUAAUGGUCAGGUGAUGGAAGGAUCAUCUGGCAGUGAGGAAGAUGAAGAAGAAGAAAAGUUAGAGCAGCAAGUUGUUCCUGAGGAAAACAAGGCUCAAGAAAAUACCCCAAAGGAGAAAAGAAAGUCCAGCAGUGAGCAAAUACCUGAGGGAUUCCUCCUUAAAAAAAUCAAGGUGGAGCCAGGACUGGAAGACACAAGAGAAGGACAGGGUCCUGACACUGGUAAAAGUGUACUGGAACUUCUGGAGUUAGAGAUGAGAGCUCGAAUCAUCAAGACGAUGCUAGAGAAGGGCGACGAAGGGAAGAAAAUAGCUGAGGAUGCAAUAGCAGCAGUCAUGCAGAGUGCAAAGCAGAUAACGAAAGAAGGUAACAAAGUGAGGAAUGAGAAAGAGCCUGCAGUUCUGGAGACCGUGGCAAAGAAUGCUUUUGUAUCUGAGGCAAAAAGUGCUGUAGUAACUGAGGGAAAGGAAACAUUGCAGCAGAAGACAAUAGAAAAGGAAGUAGCUAAUGAAGAAAAGAAAGGUGACAAAUCAAAUAUCAGCAAGGAUGAAAGAUCAGGUCACAGGAGACAUCAUAGAUCAAGAAACGAUGACAGCCAUAAAGAGAACAAAAGAGGUAGAAACAAGAGAGAGAGAAGCCAUAGUGAUAGGAGUGAUGGUGGGGGACAUAGAAAAAGGUCAAAAGAAAUAGUAAAUUUAGAUAGACAUGUACAAAAGAAGAAGAAAAUUACCCGAAAAGAAUUUGAAGAGCGUAUGAAACGCGCCAAGAAAAAUAGAACAUAUCGUCAGCGUAAGACUUCAGAGGAUGAAGAAAAAGUGAGAGAGAAAGAUGAGUCGGAAGCAAAGAAAGAGGGGCUCAAUAAAGAUCAAGAAAAUGGUAAGACAGAGUUGAUCAAAAGUGGCAUGGAAGGAGAAGCCUCUCAGAGCAAACCUGAGGAAGCUAGUGGUGAGGUCUCAGAAAAGGAAGAGGGUGAACUUGACAGCAAUGAGGAAGAGGAGGGUGCAUGUACUCCAAGUGGUGUUUCAAGUGUAAGUAGCUACUCUUCAUCACCAAGUAGUUUGAGAAAAAGCUACAGCAGCAGAAGCAGAUCCAGAAGCUAUAGUAGAAGUUGCUCCAGAAGUCCAAUUAGGAGGAAAAGGAGGAGGAGGAGGAGGAGUUACACACGAAGCCGAACAAGGUCUAAGAGCCAAGAAAGGAAGAACAAAGGUGAAGGAAAGCGAAGUUAUGAGAGACAAAAUAGAGAACUGGUUAAAAAUGAGAGUAUAGGCAGAAGAGGCAGUGUAAAAAUACCACCAGUAAAUACUAAAGAAAACAAAGAGGAUGAGGAAAAUUGGGGACAAAAAUGUGAUAUUGAAUUUGUUGACUCAGAGGAGGACUUUGAUGACAGCCCCACCAAGGAGACAGCAGGCAAGAAGCCUCUGUCAAUCAGCAAGAGCCAAAUAAUAGAGCGAGCAAGCAUUAGCUUCUCACUCCAGAAGAAACCAGCACCGAACAUAACCCCUAGUAUAGAUUUAGAUGAUUUACCCUUGAAGCAGAGUCGUCUCAGUGGAAAAACUACUGACAUUUCAUCAGGCAUUGGAAUAAUUGAAAUGCCAAAGUGCAUUAAGAAAGCCAAUGAAGAAAUUGUUAUUAGCUCAGACAGUGACUCAGAAAAGCCAAUUAUAACUAUAACAACAAGAAAAAAUAAGAAAGUCAUAGACACUGCCAAGCAAGUGGCAUCAAAACAAACUGUUCCUUUUCCCAAGAAGGACAAAAUGACAAAAUCACAACCAGAAGUAAAGAUAGUGGCAGAACAAAAAAAUAAAAUAGAUGAAUCAGUUGCAACCAGUCUUAUUGCCACAGCAAAACACCAUAAAAAUGUGGAGAACAUAGAAGAUUCAAAGAAACUGAAUUCCGAUUCAGUUGAUACUACAGAUUUUAACACACAAUUACAAAAUAAAAGUGAAUUUACAGUAGACAUAGAUGAAAAUGAAGAUAUUAUUAAUUUAUGCCAGACAGCAAUGCAGGGACUGAAACUACACAGUGUCGACACCAGUAAGAUUCAAGUGAAAAUUGGAAAAGGAGUCAGUGUUGCAAUGGAAGUACCCACGGUAAGUGAUAAAAAUUCAGACAUGCAGAUAGAUGGAGAAAAGAUUAUUGUGGAUUCUUCUGAAAAAGAAAUGAAAGAUGCUUCUCACACUCUUAACAGUAAAAUGGGAAAUUCUGAUGUUCCAAUAGUGAAUAAACAAGAUGACCAGGAAGUAAUGAUUGCAGAGAGAGGCAGAGCUGAACCACCAGAGAUCUCACACAGCAUUUCUAAGUUAAUAAAUAGGCAGGAGAACCAUGAUUCAGAUAACAUAAAUAUUACAUGUAAAGCUGCAAAUAUAAUAGAGAGUGAAAGUGUAACUCUGGCAUCCAGGAAGAGCAUUUCCCUGGCAGUGAGUUGUGACUCAGAUGAAUAUCUCACUACAGGUGAAGCAAGUAAAAAUGACUUAAAUAACAGGGAUAAUGGAGGGACUGCUCAGCAAGACGUUACUACUAAAACACACGAGAUUUGUACGGAGGUUCGAGUAUCAGAAAAUGGUGCAGAUAAAGAACAUUAUCUCCAAGAACAUGAAGACAGAAUGAGAGAACACUCAUUUAUGAUUGAUAGUCAAAGCAAAGAAUGUAUAGCAAAAGGGAUAAAGGAAAUACAUGAAGGUUAUAAUAAUACCUCUGAGGAAUAUUUAAAGGAAGGGGAAAAGCAACUGGCAGCUACUGAAGAAGAUAGUAGAAAUAAGGAAAGUGAGAAUACUGAAGACAAGUUUAUUGAAUACAAAGUUAGGGAAGAGCCUACAUUGUGUAGUAAUAGUGUUGAAGAUCAGACAUUUACAGAGGAGGAAAAAGGAAAUGGCAGUGACACUACCGUGGAAAUCCCGGAAGACGAGAUUCCAGCUGAGACCAUUCGGAUUGAGACUGGGCUCAUUCGCAGGCGUGUGCUACGACAUCAGAAAGUAGAAAUGCAAAUGCCAGGUGUAUCCUGGACUAGAAAAGAGAGAAAGAAAAAAGAAAAAUCUAGGAAUACCCUCGUCAUGGAAGGCAUUGGCUUUUUAAAGAAUACACUUACAGAAAAUGCACAAAAUUCACCAUUAACAGAAAAUGAAAAUGCAUCAUUAAAAAUAAAUAAAUCUGAUGAAAGAUUGGAAAUUAAGGAAACAGACAGUAGUAACAUAGCAUCAUUGAACGAGACCAAUAACUCAUUUUUCUCGGAGGACAUCACACCAUCCUAUUCAACAAUGCAAAGUCCCAAAGAUGUUGAGAAAGAAAUUGCAACUUCUUCCCCAGAUGCUCAAAACUAUCAAGAUUUUGAUCCUAAAUCAGAUGAGAAGAGCCAGAAGAGAAGUGAUCAAGAAACGGAAAUUAUUGGAGUUAUCGAAACUAGUAAAGAUUCAAAUUCAGACAAUAUUGAUGAUAUUGAAUUAGGAGGAUCAAGUUGGAGUAUGAGAUGGCUUCAAAGUGAAAAAGUUCAGAAAGUUGUCACCAGCAGUAAGAUGUUGAGCCGUGUACGGAAAAAGAUUCAAAAGAAGGACAAAGCCACUAAAAUUGUAACAGAGAAGGUGGAAGAACCUCCCAGGAAGCCUGUAGAACCUCUUGUUCCAGUUAUUGGCAGCAUUGAGGAAUAUGAACGACUCUUUGGCACAACGGUUAAGAAAGAUGCAGAUGAAACAUCCAAGUCUCCUGGCACAACACUGCAAGCUACAGUGAAGCAAGUAGAGCAGACUAGCCAAUACUGUGCUGGACAAGACAAUGCUCCAGCACCAAACACAGCAGCUGCUCCAACUUUUGGGUCAGAUGAUGAAGGUGAAGACAGCGAGGAAGAAGCUCUUUGGUCAAAGAUAUUAGGAAAAGGCUGAUUUAUGAGACUGGCAAGCAAAUAAAAAAAGGAAGGAGUGUUACCUGGCACCUAAGUUUGCAGUGAAUGCUGUGUAAAAUGUGAUCAGUCACAGGUGUGAGGCCUGUGACAGUUCAGUGGACUCUGCAAGAAUUCUGGACAAGUAUUUCCACCAAGUGCAGGAUCAAUCAGGCUUUGAUGGAUAUGUGGGCCAGCGGGCCACCAGCAGCAACAGCCUGGUCCAGGGCCAAGAGUAGAAAAACCCUCAAAACUCAUAAAAGGCAUAUCAAGGUAAAGGGGUCCCAUCAUCCAGGGAACCGAGGCUAUCUUUCCCAUACUUGGAUCAAGCCUGAUGCUUCCCAUUUCCCAGCUGCUUUAUGAUUCCAGUAGGUUUAGUACUAGCCUGAAUUUAAUAAUAAUCUGGGUUGACCCUUAUGGGUUUUAGCACUUAGUUUUCAUUGUAAUAAUAAUCUGGGUUACAAGUGCUGAAUGACCCAUUCAUUUUAUUGUUUUUCAAAUAAAAUAAGGCACUGUUUUAUUCCUGCCAGAGUGCCAUUGAUGCAGCAGUUUGAUCUUACAUUAUUAUAUUAAAGGGAGUAGGGAGUGCUAAACCUGCCUCAAAGGAAUCACACCUGACAUCCCCUUCCUUGGAUCGAAUCUGAUUGUCUCCUGUUCUGCCAUGUACGUACUGUAUAACUUUAUAAAUUUAGCAUGCCUCUCUCCCACGAACAUAAUUUCCUGUCAGGGUCUUUUCUCUCUGUCUCUACCAUUGUUAUUUUGCAGGAAUGUACCUCCACACUGAUAGGUUUGAUGAACAGUAUUGCGACAGGUGUUAAUGUUGCAGUUUAAAAAGUGUAGUGUAAAGCACCCUUCUGGCAAGACAGUGAUGGAGUGAAUGAUGGUGAAAGUUUUUCUUUUUCGGGCCACCCUGCCUUGGUGGGAAUCGGCCAGUGUGAUAAUAAUAAUAAAAAAAAAAUAUUGCGACAGUUUAUAACAAAAUUCAAAAGUGGAUUUGAGAAUGUCUUUUAAAAAUGUAUGCUAAGCCUGUAUGGGUUAUAAUGAAAUAAAUAAUUCUGAAGUGGCUUCUAUGAAAGAUGAGGUGAAUCAUAGAAUUGAUGAGGGAAAAAGAGUGAGUGGUGCACUUAGGAGUCUGUGGAGACAAAGAACUUUGUCCUUGGAGGCAAAGAGGGGAAUGUAUGAGAGUAUAGUUUUACCAACGCUCUUAUAUGGGUGUGAAGCGUGGGUGAUGAAUGUUGCAGCGAGGAGAAGGCUGGAGGCAGUGGAGAUGUCAUGUCUGAGGGCAAUGUGUGGUGUGAAUAUAAUGCAGAGAAUUCGUAGUUUGGAAGUUAGGAGGAGGUGCGGGAUUACCAAAACUGUUGUCCAGAGGGCUGAGGAAGGGUUGUUGAGGUGGUUCGGACAUGUAGAGAGAAUGGAGCGAAACAGAAUGACUUCAAGAGUGUAUCAGUCUGUAGUGGAAGGAAGGCGGGGUAGGGGUCGGCCUAGGAAGGGUUGGAGGGAGGGGGUAAAGGAGGUUUUGUGUGCGAGGGGCUUGGACUUCCAGCAGGCAUGCGUGAGCGUGUUUGAUAGGAGUGAAUGGAGACAAAUGGUUUUUAAUACUUGACGUGCUGUUGGAGUGUGAGCAAAGUAACAUUUAUGAAGGGAUUCAGGGAAACCGGCAGGCCGGACUUGAGUCCUGGAGAUGGGAAGUACAGUGCCUGCACUCUGAAGGAGGGGUGUUAAUGUUGCAGUUUAAAAACUGUAGUGUAAAGCACCCUUCUGGCAAGACAGUGAUGGUGAAAGUUUUUCUUUUUCGGGCCACCCUGCCUUGGUGGGAAUCGGCCGGUGUGAUAAAAAAAAAAAAAAAAUAAAAGUGGCUUCUGUGGCAGGCUUAGGGUAAGGGGUUUUGUGUAUAAGUACCAACCCUCAUGUUGGUGAGGGGAUCUUGUUGUAAGUACCAAACUAAUUAAUACUUACUGUAACAAAAUUUAAAUGUAUUUUAAUAUUAUUACUACAUAGAAAGGUG
Cherax quadricarinatus is the source of this 6583-nucleotide messenger RNA. RefSeq names its product myb-like protein X. The record is from RefSeq and is a predicted model, not a curated record. Lineage: Eukaryota; Metazoa; Arthropoda; Malacostraca; Decapoda; Parastacidae.